UUUGCUCAGGAGCUUCUAAUUCAUGUGUUACGGUUUCAUCCGGAAGUGUUGCACGCUGUCGGCUCUCCACUGACGGCCUGGAGUUCAACUUUUGCUUCCAUAUGGAGAACUUGUAGCCAUUAACGUCUCAGUAAGCAGACUUCGAGGUUAACAGAGAACUGAGGACAGUGUGCUUAUUUCAGUGAUUCCCUCCGAGCAGAGACACAGCGAAGCGGCAGCAGAGCCCGGUCCCGCCCCCGCUGUCUGUCCGUCAGUGUCACCGUCACAUACUCAGUGCUGUACAGCCGCGCGCUACUUCUAGCUCCCGAGUGCAUCUUUUUUUCCUCACUCCCACCCUUGCAGCUUCAGCACCACGACAAUGUCCGAAUACUUCAGCCUGUCGGACUGCGACAUCAUCGGCUUCGACCUGGAUCACACGCUGUGCCGCUACCAUCUGAAGGAGACCUCCAGGCUGAUCUAUGAGAGCUUUGCCAGGUAUCUGGUGGAGCACAAGGGAUAUGAUAAGGACCUCCUGAAUCUGACUCCUGCUACCUGGGAUUUCUGUUUUAAGGGGUUGGUGGUGGAUCUGGAGGAUGGAAACAUUGUGAAGUUGGCUGAAGAUGGCACUGUUUUAAGGGCAACACAUGGAACCAACAACCUCAGCACAGAAGAACUCAUGAAACAUUAUGGGCCAAAACGGGAGUGGAAGCACUUCAACAGCCUAAACACAUCCUUCACAAGAUCAGCAAAAUACUACUUCUAUGACAAUUACUUUGAUCUUCCGGGGGCUCUGCUCUGCGGAAAAGUUGUGGACAUGUUACACAAGCGGGGAAAUGAGGUGAACUCCAACUUUUGGAAAGACAUGUUGGCUGCCAUUGACCACAAUUACAAUACAUCUGCCUUCAAAGAGGAUGCAGGGACUUACUUCCCCAGUAUUAAGAGGGAUCCAGCCCGUUACUUGCAGCCCUGCUCAGACUCUGUGAAGACCUGGCUGCGCAGCAUGAAGACCGCUGGGAAGAUCCUCAUCCUCAUCACCAGCUCCCACAGUGACUACUGCAAGCUUAUCUGUGAAUUCAUCCUAGGGAAGGACUUUGAGCAGCUGUUUGACGUCAUCAUCACAAACGCCCUGAAGCCUGGGUUCUUUUCCUUGAUACCCCAUCAGAGGCCCUUUAGGACCCUUAUGAAUGAUGUGGAAGAAACAGAGGGGCUUCCAUCUCUAGACAAGCCCGGGUGGUACUCCCAGGGUAAUUGGCCACAUCUCCACGAGCUGCUCAAGACCAUGACAGGAAAACCAGAACCCAAGGUGGCGUAUUUUGGAGAUAGCAUGAGGUCAGACAUAUUUCCUGCCACCACCUUUGGGAAGUGGGAGACUGUAAUGAUAGUGGAAGAGAUGGAGGGGGAGGGCGUUCCGAAGAGUGAUGCAGCAUUGUCCAACAAGACUCAGGUGGAGCCGCAGGAGAAAAGGGGAAAAUUUGAGGAGCAAGGCAUGAAGUCACCCUCUGCCAUGUCUAACCAGUGGGGAUCCUACUUUGUUGACAUGCACAAAAGCGAAGGGGGCGACGAGGAGCACCAGAAGCUGACUUGGUGCUGUCACUGUAUUCACACAUACAGUACCAUGGCUAUCCCCAGUGUGGAGCACAUAGCAGAUCUUCCUCUGGAUUACAAAUUUCCCAGGUUUUCCCCGGACAAGCCCUGCACUAUCGGCUACUACCCGAAGCCUCCAGAUUCUGUCUUAAAGAGGUGUGAGAAUCUGUCAUAAGACAGGGAUGUUGCGGUAGAAAACAGAAUAAUAAAGAAGAGAAAAAUAAGUCCUCCUUAACCCCUCUGCCUCAGAAGAGGAAUGUGCCUCUGUUUUUUUGGUUGUAGGUUUCCAGUCAACCCUGAUAUUGCAGGGUGUGUACACUCAUCACCCAUUCAGAUAAACCAUGUGAAUGUAAGCCACAGUAAAUCUGUAAUGACACCUACAUUUGAAAGUUGUUUUGUGGUUCAGUGUCCUAAAUCUAUGAAAAUACAAGAAAACACUAUUCGUGUGUCUCUGUGUGUGUAUUCCUGUCUUGUUUUAAACAGGUGAUCCCUCCCAACUGCUCUAAAAUAAGGUAAACUUCUGCUCGUCUCUCUUACCGUGAACUGAUUACCUCAAUAACAAGUUCUGCUGUAUGCUAAACCGAAGGACUCAUACCUUCACGUCCUAGUUCAUUGUGUAUAACACUGUUUUUGUGAAGUCUUUUUUUUUUAAUGAUUGUUUAUAUUUUAGUAACCUUAAGAUGAGGUAAAAACUUGCUCUGUGGAUGUUACUGUUGCCACACAAUGGGCGCAAUGUUUUCUUUUUUUGUGUUAGGUGUACAUGUAGGUCCCUUCAUGGUUAUAUUGAAAGACGGAAGACUAUACCGAAUGUCCUCAAUAUUAUUUCAAGGGUGGUGUGCUUUUUGGGUGCUUAUUUAGAGAUGUGGACCAUGUGUACUUUAUUCAUGUGUGCACUAAAACAUGCUUUAACCGACCUUUGAAUGGUUAUUAUGUCCAUUUGCAUUAAGUCUUGCCAUAAAACACUAGGAUCACUCAAGUUUGCAUAAGUAUUUUGGUUGCUGUUAAGAAUUAUUGAGAUUAAUCUUAACCACAUGGAGUGCAUUUUGGAAAUGAUUAGCAUGACUUGUGAUUAAGCCUGAACUACAUAGUUGAUCAUGGUAUCCAUACAUCCAAAGCGACUAGUUUCAUUUGGUUGGUUCUCUGAACCCAGAUUCUAAACACCUGAACUUUUGGGUGUAUAAACAGUCAAAAACCCCUUUUGGUUUAAGGAACCCCUCAUUCCUUUUGAGGAUCACUUCAGUCUUUUCUGCCAUACAGAUAGAUCAGGGAAAAUUACAAAAAUAUAUGUGCUUAAAAACAUGCCAAUGGGAUUGUGCAACUAAAGGAACAUGCCAGCACUGACAUGCCAAAAAUAAGUGUUUACUCAACGAGCCUUGGUUAACCAGUUCUAACCUCCAGGCUAGUUGUCCAAAUGCAAUCAGUUCUUCAAAUACAAAGUCAGAGAUGUAAUCCUCAACAUGUAACUUAUUUCUCAGAUUAACAGACAGGGCACUGCGCACAAUAGCACUGCUCUUAUUGCACCCUCAGACUUCACAGUCAGGCAGUUAAAACACUGACUGAAGACAUCAUUACAAGCACUUGAUGGAGUUUGUACUCUGUACAAUACCCAUGUCUAAUUUCUAUCAUGUACUCUUUAGUAAUCUGUGUAUAGCGUGCCAGUUCAUCUGAAUUAAUAUGAGUUACAACAACAGUUUCCCUUUGGGGAUCAAUAAAGUAUCUUUUAAUUUAAUUUGAAUUGAAUUUGAACUGCUUGUAACACACCACUUAAACCUUGAUUAAGGAACCAUAUUGUACCUUAAUCAAGGGACAAGAUGUGCCAGUAUAAAAUAGACUAGCAUGUUCGUUGGUUUAUUUCACAGCUAUACUGAAAUGAGGGAAUUGUUUAUGACAAUGUACACUGGCAAAGACAAAGGCCAGUGAGGUCUGAAACACUAGAAAAUCUAAUGACUGCUGAGAAUUCACUGCCAUGCCAUUAAUCAUUCAAACCUACUGUGCCAAAAAUAAAUAGCCACUUCUGGAGUGAUUCGGUGUCAUCAGUUCACUAUGGCCUUCUUGUUUUGUUCAUUUGCUCUAUUGGUUCUCCUUAGUGUAUUCCAGUAUUUGUGAAAAGACGGGUUAUACACCCAGAACACAAAGUAAAUCAUUCUUAUCAGUAAAUGAUAAGAAUGUUGGGAGAGUCCCCUCAAAAUGGAAAUCAUCUCACAAUUGAAGGGACAAGAUUUUUGCCCCUAAACAGUCAGCAUUACAGAUGUCAGAUUGGUCAUCCAAUGUGAAUUGUUAGUUGUACUGUGUGUUUAAGUGUUUUUUUGCAUACAGUUGUUGUGAUUGUAUCAGUACAUCUUUCAUCUGACAUGGAAAUUAUUUUCACAUUUGCCUUAUGUUGGUCUUAUUGGUGGUCUUAGAUCUUGAAAAGGCAGAGGAAAUUUAUUUCUGUGUUUAGGUGUUAAGGUACUGCUGACUGAAUAAAAUGUUCUGUGAUUUUUACAUA
This is a messenger RNA of Xiphophorus maculatus (southern platyfish), 4051 nucleotides long. RefSeq names its product 5'-nucleotidase domain containing 1 (gene nt5dc1). The record is from RefSeq and is a predicted model, not a curated record. NCBI's taxonomy places the organism in Eukaryota, Metazoa, Chordata, Actinopteri, Cyprinodontiformes, Poeciliidae. The transcript is spliced from 12 exons. The coding region runs from base 359 to 1738 and encodes 459 amino acids. Gene Ontology annotation, molecular function: 5'-nucleotidase activity.